This is a messenger RNA of Cuscuta epithymum, 1137 nucleotides long. The record is from the annotation of a GenBank genome assembly. Lineage: Eukaryota; Viridiplantae; Streptophyta; Magnoliopsida; Solanales; Convolvulaceae.
UUUAAACAAUGCCAAACAGUGUUUAAACAGUGCCAAACAGUGCACUCUACAGUAAAGUCAAAUUUAUUUUCUAAAAGUGUGUGAAAGUCAAACCGGGAGGUUGUUUUCGGGACGGAGGGAGUAUAAAGGAAGAGAUUAAGAGUGAUUUGUGUUGACCAAGUGAAUAGUAAAGACAUCUUAUAAAAUGGGACAGAGGGAGUACGUGUUUGGUUAAUAAGCCGAAAAACUGAGUCGUAACUUAUUGGCUCUUUUUCAACCUUUUACAAAUGUCCAUUUUUGUCAUUUUGGCCACUCCACCAAUACAAAUGGUUUAAAUAGUCAUCUGUAUCACUCUUGGAGCAUUCUAUUUAAACAUUGUACUUUUUUUUCAAAAUGUUUAUUUAUUUCUUGAUGAAAUUGACAACAUUAAACUCUACAUUCAUCAAUUACAUUCACCAAUUAAACAAAAAUAAUCCAUACUUCAAAUUUUUUCAUGAAUAAUCCGAAGGCAGAACAUGUCAUCCAUGCGCCCGAAUUAGAAUAAAUGAGAUGGAGUUGUGUUUCCGUCCAAACCAGAGUUACGUGAAUAUAGCUGGAGCAGAUCUAAUUUUUCUCCACCCUCCUAGUCUUUCAUCUCCAUCUCUAAAACCUGAAGAAAUAAUUGUGAAAGGGAAUGAAAAUCUUAAAAGCGAGUUGGAGAAAAUUUAGGCUGCGAAGAAAUAAAAUUGUUGUUGGAGAAAAUCAUAUGUGAGCUUCGACUUAUGCCAUUUGAGGAAUUGAGGCUGAUGGUUUUGGUUGAUGACGCCGGAAAAGCAUUUCCAACUAUAAAUCACUCUUCUUGGGUUGGGGUGACACUCGUGGACUUUGUGAUGCCAUUUUUCCUCUUUGCCUCUUUGGAUGGAGGCAUGGAGCCAGGAGUUGGAGAUCCCAUGGUGUCAACUCAAUUCUUGAUCUUUCCGCCGUGGACCGAGAGCUCCAAGCGUCACCCAAACAGCUCCAUCAUUGUUGCGCUCCGCUUCGGACAUAGGCGCAUGGUUAGGGCGGGGAGCCGAGGUCGAUUGUUCGUUGCUCAUCUAAAAUAUAUUAAUUUAUUUUGUUUUUUGUUAGAACGCUUAUAAAAGUUUGAGGUGUGCUUACUAAAGGUCCAUUAAAGUUUGG